This is a messenger RNA of Racocetra persica, 239 nucleotides long. The record is from the annotation of a GenBank genome assembly. Lineage: Eukaryota; Fungi; Glomeromycota; Glomeromycetes; Diversisporales; Gigasporaceae.
UUAUUUGAAAAGGUGUUUAUAAAUGAUGGAUUAACAUGUAAUUCUCUGAUGGAAAAGGCUUAUUACUCUGCCCAAAUAUUUUCAUUGCUAUGUUUUAAUUGCGGUGAUACUGAUAUUGUUACUCCAAUUCCAGCUACUCAAUAUCCAUUAUGCACAGAAUGUACACAAAAAGGUGUUAAAACACCAACUCGUGGAAAGUCCUUAAAAUUUAUAGCACGUAUUCACAAAAACAAAAAAAA